This is a messenger RNA of Hydractinia symbiolongicarpus, 12993 nucleotides long. RefSeq names its product cytoplasmic dynein 2 heavy chain 1-like. NCBI's taxonomy places the organism in Eukaryota, Metazoa, Cnidaria, Hydrozoa, Anthoathecata, Hydractiniidae. Gene Ontology annotation, biological process: microtubule-based movement. The record is from RefSeq and is a predicted model, not a curated record. The transcript has 74 exons. Gene Ontology annotation, cellular component: dynein complex. The coding region runs from base 38 to 12910 and encodes 4290 amino acids. Gene Ontology annotation, molecular function: dynein light intermediate chain binding; minus-end-directed microtubule motor activity; ATP binding.
AUACAUUCUAUUUAGAUGGAAAGUAGCAUAAUGUAGCAUGUCUACUGACAAAAGAAAAGACUUUAUCCUCUCUACUGUUGCCAACUACUUUGGUAUUUUACCAAGUGACAGUAGUAUUCAGAGUUUGUAUAAAGUAAGAGAAAUUAAUGGUUUCCUUGAUGAUGGUAAUAUCUUGGUACUUGUGAGUAUAUGUCAAAGUGAAAAGAAUAUUCAAUUAUAUAACGAGCUUCAAUCUAACAGCCCAGAUGAACAAUGUAUUGUAUUUUUUAAAAUAAAACCAGAGGUUGUAACAGCAGACAAUAUUCAUAACAAUGUGCUGGUUUCGUCAAUGUUUAAUUCGCCCAUCAGCACACUCUAUCAUGCUAUUAAAAAGAUCUUUGGACCAUUGAUAUUAAAUAGUGAUGUUUCAAAUAAAAGCAUUGAUCCUAAAGUUCAGAACUUGUUAAGUGAGUUAGAAUCGGGUUUGGGAAGUUACUUACGAAAGACUGGAGAUCUUUUGGACUCCAAACAGAAAUCUGGUAAUGAAAAUCUUAUAUCUAUUUUGACACCUGCUGAUGAAAUUCAGUAUUGGACCGAUCAAGCAAAUAAUGGCAAUGAAAGAGCAGCAUCCUUUAAAGAAAUUUUUGAAAGAUCCAAUUUUGCUAAGGAUUUUGUUAACUUGGAUCCACUUGACUUAAUGGAGACAUUGGAAGUUGUGGAUAUUUCAAUGGAUAAUUUUGAUGAACUUUGGAAGCAAGAUGAUCAUAAAGAAUAUCCCCAGCAGCGAAUGACUCAUUUGUUUGAUAUAUUCGGAGGUAGUAUAGGAAGACAUAUCCAAAAGAAAAUUUCUACAAUUGAAUUAUGGAAAGAGAAGUUUAGUGUGGUGAAAGAAAACCUUCAAUUUGGUAUACAAAUUUGCGAAAAAUGGAACAAUGUGUGUGAGACAUUAACUGAGCGAUUUUGGAAAACGUAUCAUGGUCAUGCUUGGAAGGGAGAUAAAUACGUUCCUAUCAAUCUAAUGAAAUUAUGUAGCAGACUAGAAGAGAUUCUUCGAAUUAGAAUCAUUCAUGAACAACAUAGCAAAUUGCUUUCAUCAUCAGAACGUCAGUUUCUUAAUAGCGAGCAAGCAUUUCAGCCUUUUGCUGGUCUUAAUCCUGUGCAAUACAAUCCUUUUACAGUACCUCUAUGGAAUGCGGCUGUUGCACAAUACAGCAAAAGUAUUGAACCAAUUGAGGAUAGAAUUGCUACCAAGCUAAGAGAAAAAUUUAACAAUACUAAGGCCAAAUCAUUCCAGCUGCUACGGGAAUUUCAACGUUAUAAGGAGUUGAUUAAUCGUCCAAACAUCAAGAAAGCUCUUACAGCUGAAAGGGAAACUUUGCUUGGACAAUUGCAAGAACAUGUAAAAAACUUGAAAGCAGAUUUUCAUGCAAAGUCUACGUAUGCUAAAGGUGAAGGCCCACCAAAAGGAUUGAACAUGUCAGAUAUGAUAAACCAUGUUGUUUGGGCAAGGCAGCUUCAAGCUAAGGUUAAAGAGCUUUUAAAGUCAGCCGAAAAUCUUCUUGGAGAUACAAGCUCAUUCGAAAAGUUCAAAAAAUUUUGCUCUGCAUUCAUUGAGGAAGUGACUGCAUAUAUGAAAGAAAAUUAUGAGAGCUGGGUUAAGGAUACUAUUGAGAGUAUCGACGAUACUGAGCAACCAUUGGGAUUGAAGACUGCAGGAAAGUUGAUGGAACUUGGUCAUAGUGAUGGCAAGCUGGAGGUUCAGUAUGAUGAACGACUUGUCAAGCUUAUCCGAGAAGUUCGACAGUUACAAGGAAUGGGUUAUGCUGUUCCAGCAAAAAUACAAAAUACGGCUACUAAUGCAAUGAAAUUUUACAGACAAGCAGUUGUGUUAAAACAAGUAGCUCACUUCUAUAACACAAUUGAUCAACAAAUGGUUGACUGUCAACAAGCUAUGAUGUUGGAUACUGCUUUAGCAUUUGAGAAGUUGGUUAAAAACCCAAAGUCUGGAUCAAAAGAAAAAGGAGGGAGAACUCAUGUGACAUGGGACAAUCCCCAAGAAGUUGAGAUAUACAUCAAGAAAUUACAAACUGUUGCAGAGAAGUUGACCACUGAUAAUAGGAGACUGAGAAAAUGUCAUACAAUUAUGAUAGAUAAGGCUGUUCAACUAAUGGGAAUUGAUCUUUUAAGACAUCAACCAAAAUGGAAGGAUAUUUUAAUUGAGAUGAGACAACUAAUCAGUAAUUUAAACGAGCAGGGUUUCAAACAUGGCAAUAUGAAACCGUGGAUACUGCAUUUGGAUCAUCAACUCUACAAAGCUUUGGAACACCAAUAUCAAUUAGGAUUGGAAGCUCUGAAUGAGAAUCUUCCGGAAAUUAAAGUCGAGCUAGCCUUUAGACAACAGCAGCUUCAGUUCCGUCCACCUUUUGAAGAAAUAAGAUCUAAAUACUACCGUGAGAUCAAAAAAUUUAUAACAGUGCCAAAGAAUUUCAAAGGACUUGGAGAAAACCAGUUAAUGUUUCAGAAUAUUAUUGAAAAUAAUUCUCAGUUAUUUGAAACUGUUUACGCAAAAGCAGAGGUAUUGUUUAAUCGACUUGCUACUGUAAAAGAUCAGUUUAGAGAUUGGGUGGUGUUUGGUCAUAUGGAUAUGGAUAAAUUAACUGAUGAACAUUUAAAAGUUGUUGGUGAUUGGGAAUUAAACAUUAAGAUGGUAAAGGUAAAGGGUAAAGAAGCUGAAAAACUCCCACUUUCUGUAAAAGUUGAUUGUAUCACUGUGUCGACUUCACCUGUCAAAUCCACAAUUGAUGAUUUAAUUACAAAAUUGUUUGAUACCCUACUUAUUUCAUUGCGUCGCUCUAUUGUUCAGGAUUAUAACAGCUUAGAUGGUUAUACUAGUAAAAGUAUGGAUGAACUUAAUCAAGUACCACAGUCUAUUGAGGAAAUGGGUGAAGUGAAUGAGAAGUACCGUAAAAUAAUAGAGGAGAAGGUGCAGUUCAAAGAAAUGUACACUCGAGUUGAGCAAAAGAACAAACUUUUAGCGCAAACUGCUGGUGGUGGAGUAGAAAAGCUUGCUGAGCUUUCGCAAAAAUGGGAGAAACUUGAACUUAUGUUAGAAGCACAUGAAAUGAUGGUUAAAGGCCAGAUGGAGACUAUGAAAAAAGAUUUGCUUAGUCGUGUUGACGGUUUUACUACAGAACUUGAUCGUUUUUCUGCACGCUGGCAUCAACUUAAACCUGCCAACAUUGAUGCUGAUUCUGAUACCAAAACCUGCAAUGCCGCAGUUGCUAAUAUUAAAGAACGCCGUAUUGAAUUUAAUGAGCUUGUACAAAGAAAAGAAAAGCUUGUCUUCGACUGUUCAAAUUUUGAUAUUGGUGAACAAGAGUUCCCUCUGAUAACAGAACUUGACCAAGAUAUCACCAAUUAUGAGGAAAUGUGGAAACUUUAUGAAGAAUUUAGUGCCGAUUUGGAAACAAUGAGUCAACAAGAUUGGAUAUCUUUUAGGUCAAAAACUGGACAGUUUGAUGAUAUGCUUGUGACUUGGUUAGAUAAACUAAAGAAGACAGAGCCUAAUGUGAUGACACUUAAAAUACAAAAGAAUGUUGACACCUACAAAAAUGUGGUACCUGUUCUUAAGUUUGUAAGAGGUGAAACACUUUCAACUGACCACUGGAUGGAAUUGUUUCGAAUGGUUAAAAUGCCAAAGGGUACAACACUUGAAAAACUUAUCUUUGGUGAUAUUUUAAAUGCUUCUGAAGAAAUUAUUGCACAUCGAGAUGAAUUGAAGGAGCUAAACAGUCGCGCACAAGGUGAAGUGACUAUUCGAGAUGCAUUACGUGAGCUUGAUCUGUGGGGAGCUGGUGCAGUAUUUAACCUAACACCAUACUCCGAUACUAAUAAUAAAGAAAUGCAAUUAAUUAAAGAUUGGAGAGAGGUGUUUAAUCAGGUUGGUGAUAAUCAAUGCUUGUUGCAAUCAUUAAAGGACUCCCCUUAUUAUCAAGGCUUUGCCGACAAAGCAACAAUCUGGGAAACACGUCUGGCAGAUUUGGAUGAGUAUCUUCAUAACUUGAACCAGGCACAGCGUAAAUGGGUUUAUCUGGAACCUAUAUUUGGAAAGGGUGCUUUACCAAGAGAACAAGAAAGAUUUAGGCGGGUUGAUGAGGAUUUUAGGUCUAUCAUGUUUGAUGUUGCAAAUGACAAUAGAUUGGUGUCAUUAGUUUCAAGACCAGGUAUACGUAACUUGCUGAUAACUUUGUUGGAUCAGUUGCAAAGAUGUCAAAAAUCCCUUAACGAAUUUUUGGAAGAAAAACGCUCUCUUUUUCCUCGUUUUUAUUUCAUUGGCGAUGAUGAUCUGCUAGAAAUAUUAGGACAAUCCACUAACCCAAAUGUUAUUCAAACUCAUUUAAAGAAACUUUUUGCUGGCAUACAUCAUGUGGAGUUUGAUGAGGGCUGUAAACACAUUCUUGCUAUGAAAUCGUUAGAAGGAGAGAAAGUUCCAUUAACGAAUCCUGUCAGUAUUACUGACGAAGUUGAGGUCUGGCUUGCUGAAUUAGCAUCAGAAAUGAAAGGCACCUUACAGAAAUUGUUAAAGGAAUGUCAUGCAGCUAGUAAAUCUGGCAAUGUGGAUCCAUCACUCUUUCCUUCUCAGAUUCUAUGUUUAGCAGAAUCAAUUUUAUUUACUGAGAGAUGUGAAGACGCUCUACGGAAUGGUAGACUGCACAUGCUAAAAGGAGAGCUUGAGGCUCAGCUCGAAAGUUACACCACUACUGACAUAGGUAGUAGUGGCGACCAAGAUACACAUGUACUAGAAUUAAAAUUAAAGGCCUUAAUCUUGGAUACAAUCCAUUUCAUUGAUGUAGUUGAUCAACUACAGCAUGAUAAUGUAAGAGGAACAGAAGAAUGGGCAUGGCAAAAGCAACUUCGGUUUUAUAUGGAUAAAAAAGGCAAUUGCUACAUGAACAUGGUCGAUGCUGAAUUUGCAUAUACGUAUGAAUACCAAGGAAAUGCAAGUAAACUGGUCCACACACCUUUGACUGAUAAAUGUUACUUAACCUUGACACAGGGUAUGAAAAUGGGUUUAGGAGGUAAUCCAUAUGGACCUGCUGGUACUGGAAAAACAGAAAGUAUCAAAGCAUUAGGUGGUUUGUUUGGUCGACAAGUCUUGGUAUUCAACUGUGACGAAGGUAUAGAUGUAAAGUCCAUGGGUCGCAUCUUCAUUGGCCUCGUAAAAUGUGGAGCAUGGGGUUGUUUUGAUGAGUUUAAUAGAUUGGAAGAAGCAGUUUUGUCUGCAGUCUCCAUGCAGAUCCAAACUAUACAAGCUGCCAUUAAGAGUAAAGAACCAAGUAUUGAACUUCUUUCAAGAAAGAUUGAACUUGAUGUCAAUUCUGGCAUUUUUAUCACACUUAAUCCAGCUGGUAAAGGUUAUGGUGGCCGUCAGAAGCUACCAGAUAAUUUGAAACAGUUAUUUAGACCAGUUGUUAUGUCAAAACCUAACAAUGAACUAAUUGCAGAAGUUUUAUUGUUUUCUGAGGGGUUUAAAGAUGGCAAAAACCUUGGUAGAAAACUUGUUGCAAUAUUUACACUGGCAAGUGAGCUGUUAUCACAGCAGCAGCAUUAUGAUUGGGGAUUACGUGCUCUGAAGACUGUCUUAAAAGGUUGUGGUAACAUACUGCAAAGUGAGAAGCAAAAACAAAAAGGAGAGAAACGUAAAGUUGACAUACAAACAGAAAUCAAACUGGUUGUCCAAGCUCUGCGAUUAAAUACAUUAUCAAAGCUAACCUUCUCUGAUUCUAAAAGAUUUGAUGCUUUGAUCAAAGAUGUUUUUCCUGGUAUUAGCUUCCAAGAUGUUGAGUAUACUACUUUAAAAGAAGCACUUAAAGAAGCAAUGAAGGAGAUGGGUUUGGUGGAAAGUGCAGUGCAGAUAAAGAAGGCAUUAGAGUUGUAUGAACAACUGAGGCAAAGAAUGGGUGUUGUGAUUGUUGGCCCUAGUGGAUCUGGAAAAAGUUGUCUCUGGAGAAUUUUACGAAGUGCAAUGGCAAAAAUUGGUCAAACUGUUAAGCAAUAUACAAUGAAUCCCAAAGCAAUGCCAAGAACGCAGUUACUAGGUCAAAUCGACAUGGAUACUCGUGAGUGGUCAGACGGUGUGCUGACAAACGCAGCAAGACAAGUUGUGCGUGAACCACUGGAAGUGCAAUCCUGGAUUAUAUGUGAUGGUGACAUAGAUCCUGAAUGGAUCGAGUCAUUGAAUUCUGUACUGGACGAUAACCGAUUGCUUACGAUGCCUUCUGGAGAGCGUAUUCAGUUUGGUCCAAAUGUAAACUUCCUGUUUGAGACACAUGAUCUUAGUUCUGCUUCACCAGCUACAAUAUCGAGAAUGGGAAUGAUAUUUUUAAGUAAUGAAGACACAGAUGUACAAGCCAUCAUCAAGUCAUGGGUUGACCGGGAAGCAAGUGAUAACAAGCUCUUAACUGGUUGGAUCGAUGAUUACUUCAUGAAAGCUUUGGAUUUUGUUAUAAAGCAGAAUGAUUUUGUUGUUGAGACCACAUUGGUUGGUGCUGUUCUUAGUGGAUUGUCUCAUUUAAAAGGUGUAGCAGUUAAAGCAGAAUUUGCAUGUGCAUUAUUAAGAGGCUUGGGAGCAAACUUAAACGAAGAAUCUAAGUUAGCAUAUGCUAAGGAGUUGUUUCGAUGGGUUGGAGAAUCACUUCCUGAUGCAUCUCGCCCAUUGGAUACAUAUUAUGACAAGAAAAAGGGAAGGUUGAUGAGUUACCAAUUGAAGGUACCAGAUAAUCUACGAGUUGAAAAUUUUUCUUCGACUAAACUACCUGUUAUUCUUACGCCCGAUGUAAAAAGAUACCUGGAUUUCUUCUCGCUGUGGUUAAAAGCUGAGGAUGCACGGCAACCUUUCAUACUAGCAGGUCCAGAGGGAUGUGGAAAAGAGUUGUUGCUGAAUUACACUUUUGAGCAAUUACGUUCAACACAAGUCGCAACAAUUCAUUGCAAUGCUCAAACAUCGCCAUUACAUGUGCUUCAAAAACUUGCACAGACCUGCAUGACUAUCAGUACCAAUACUGGUCGUGUGUACAGGCCGAAAGAUUGUGAACGCUUGAUUUUAUAUUUGAAAGAUAUUAAUCUGCCAAAACCAGAUAAGUGGGGGACCAGUCAAAUCGUUGCAUUUCUACAACAGGUGAUAACCUAUAAUGGCUUUUACGAUUUCAAUCUUGAAUGGGUUGGUUUGGAUGGUGUACAGAUUGUUGCAUCUAUGAACUCCUCCAGCUCUUUAGGAAGACACCAGCUAAGCUCAAGAUUUACAUCUAUCGUGAGGAUAUGCUCCAUUGGAUAUCCAAAUAAAACUGAGUUGGAGACCAUUUAUACAGAAUAUCUGAAAGCUUUACUUCAAGAUUCAUAUAAAAGUCAUGCCAUUUGGGGUUCAGAGAGAAACCUUAAGCAACUUUCAAAGUCAACUAUACAGAUCUACGAGCAGGUUCGAGGUAAAUUUACGGUUGACGACUACCCCCACUACAUCUUUACUCCACGAGAUGUAACACAAUGGGUACUUGGUCUACUCAGAUAUGAUAUCUCAGAUUCAACAGGAGAUACUGCUGAAGGUCUUUUAAAGAUUUGGGCUUAUCAGGCAAAGAGGUUGUUUUCUGACCGUCUUGUAAGCAAGGACAGUUCUGACAAAUUUGACAGCAUGUUAGCAUCUGUUAUAAGAAACGACUGGUCUGUUACAUUAGAGGAUAUUAAAAACACGUAUUAUGUGACAUGGGGAACUGGCGGAGGUAUAUCACACACUGGAAAUGUUGCUGGCUCUUUCGGUCGCCCCCUUGGCAUGUUAUCACGACCAGACUUCAAGCAAAUUGUUGCAAAAGGUCUUGCUGCUUUUGCUCGUGAUACAAAGGAGAUUGACUAUCUGAUAUUUCGAGAAGUUCUUGAGACAGUUGCAAAGAUUGAUCGAGUUUUAACACAGCCAAGUGGUUCGCUUGUCUUGGCUGGUCGUAGCGGUGUUGGUCGAAGAACAGCUGUUAUGCUUGUGGCUCACAUGCACCAAGUUAAUAUUGUUAGUCCGAAAAUUUCAAGAGGAUAUGGCGUAAAGCAGUUCAAAAACGACUUGAAAAUAGCAAUGCAAAGUGCUGGCAUUGACGGUGAACAAGUAAUUUUAUUGAUUGAAGAUCAUCAGUUGGUCGAAGCAGAAUUUCUAGAACUUAUUAACAGUUUACUUUGCUCUGGUGACGUUCCUGGUCUUUACACAUCUGAAGAAUUGGACCCUCUCCUUGCUCCUCUGAGAGAUCAAGCUUCACAAGACGGUUUCCGUGGGCCGAUUCAUGCAUAUUUUGCUCGGCGUGUGUUAUGCAAUUUACACAUUGUGUUAAUUAUGGAUUCUUCCUCAUCAAAUUUUGUUGUAAAUUGUGAGGCUAACCCUGCGUUGUAUAAAUGUUGUUCUUUUCAAUGGCUGGAAGGGUGGAACAAAAGUAGUAUGUUAAAAAUUCCAAAGAUGUUACUUGAGCAGAAAAACAACAUUAAGGAUGUCAAUUCGAAAGCAUUGUACGACUUUCCAAUUAAUGAAAAACUUUGCGAACACUUCUAUCUGAUUCAUCAAAGCUGCUUAAAAACUGGUGCAACUCCAAGACAAUACUUGAACUUUUUGCAAAACUACAUUAAUGUUUUCACAAGCAAGAAAGAUGGGAUUGAAAAAAGAAGAAAUCAUCUACAGGGUGGUGUCUCAAAGUUAAAUGAAGCCACCUCACUGGUUGAUGAUUUGAAGAAAAAAGCAGCCGAACAGAGCAAGUUACUAUCUGAGAAACAAGCUGAAGCUGAUGCAGCAUUGAAGGGUAUAACGCAGAGUAUGCAGAAUGCAGGAGAUCAGAAAACUGAAAUGGAACGAUUAAAAGAGAAACAAGGAGUCGAAGCUGAAAAGUUAGAAAAACGUAAGAAAGUAAUCGAGGCAGAACUAAGCGAGAUUGGACCAUUGUUAGAAGAAGCGCAAAAAGCAGUUGGUGGAAUCAAAUCAGAAUCCUUGAGUGAGAUCAGGGCGCUUCGAAUGCCUCCCGAUGCUAUCCGUGAUAUCCUAGAAGGGGUUUUACGUUUGAUGGGAAUCAUGGAUACAUCAUGGGUGAGCAUGAGAAGCUUUUUGGCUAAACGAGGUGUAAAGGAAGAGAUUUGCAACUUCGAUGCGCACAAUGUGUCACCUGAAGUUCGAGAAAAUGUGGAGGAAUUAUUAAAGAGUAAAAAAUCAUCUUUUGAUCCCAAGGUUGCUAAACGUGCUAGUGUGGCUGCCGCGCCUCUUGCUGCAUGGGUGAGAGCGAACAUUCAAUAUUCUAAAGUGCUGGAAAAGAUUGAACCGUUAGAGAAAGAACAAGCUGACUUACAGAAGGGUAUUGACAAGUCGCAACAACGUCUGGAUAAAUUAGGAAAAGCGUUAGAUACAGUCGAUAAGAAAGUUGCAGACAUGAAAGGAAAAUUUGAAAAGCGAACUCAAGAAGCUGCCAAACUGAAAGUUGAUGUGGAUAAAGCUCAAGAGACGAUUACGGCUGCUGAAACAUUGGUUGGGAAGCUGCAAGGCGAAUUUAAAAGAUGGUCAGUGCAGGUUGGCGAGCUUACCAAGGAAACUGAACAGCUUCCUGCCCGUUCACAGCUGGCUGCUGGAUUUAUCACCUACCUUGGUUGUCAACCGGAAAAUGUUCGUCGCAAAUUUGUCAACAAAUGGUGCCAAAUCGUUGGAAUAGAAGAGUUUGAUUUGAAGAAAUAUUUAACCUCGGAGAGUGAACAGUUAGUUUGGAAAGGAGAAGGGUUACCAUCUGAUGUACUGUCAAUGGAGAAUGCACUGAUUAUUUUGAAAGAUUCCGGUUGUCCAUUUUUGGUUGAUCCAUCACAGCAAGCUACGGAGUGGCUGAAACACCACAUGAAAGACCAACGUUUGGAAGUCGUCAAUCAACAGGAUGCAAACUUUGUGACAUCACUUGAACUUGCAGUCCGAUUUGGCAAGACGCUGGUUAUUCAGGAGGUUGAUGGCGUUGAACCGAUCCUGUACCCGAUUUUAAGGAAGGAUUUUGUUAGCCAAGGUCCACGUUAUGUAGUUCAAGUGGGUGAAAAAACGGUUGAUUAUAAUGAGAGUUUCAGAGUGUUCUUAACUACACGUAAUCCUAAUCCAGAGCUCACACCCGACAUUGCAUCGGUUAUAAACGAAGCAAACUUUACAACAACAAGAGCUGGCCUGACUGGGCAGCUUCUUGCGUUAAUAUUACAACUCGAGAAACCGCAGUUGGAAGUAAAGAAAACAGAAUUGCUUCAUAAGGAAGAAGAAUUAAAGAUCCAGCUAGCAGAGUUAGAAGAAUCGUUAUUAGAGUCACUUGCAAAUGCCGAAGGAAACAUACUCGACAACAAAGAGCUUCUCGAUUCGCUCAAUAAAACGAAAUCAAGCAGUAGUACCAUCACACAAUCGUUACAAGACGCUCAUCAAAUUCAAGUUACACUUGACAAGGAGCGAGAUGCUUAUCUUCCACUGGCUGAGCACGGCAGCGCUAUGUAUUUUGCAAUCUGCGACCUGGCGAAGGUCAACAAUAUGUACAGAUUUAGUCUGGCCUCUUUCUUAGAGUUAUUUAGAAGAGCGCUUAAAUCUGCUAAGGACGCUCAGGGGAAGGAAAGAACGAGCGUGUUAAAGAAUACUGUUCAAACUUUGGUGUACGAAUACAUAAGCAGAUGUCUAUUUAAGGCGGAUCGACAGAUGUUUGGUCUUCAUCUUGUGCAUGGUAUCUACCCAGACAUGUUUGAAAAGCAGGAGUGGGAGUAUUUCUGUGGAAUGAUUGUCAGUGCUGUUCUCCAAAGAAGAGAAUCUUUGCUUGGUAUGGGGAAAUCACUACCAGAUUGGGUUGACGAAGAAAGACUGUCUGCUCUAUCAUCCUUUAAGAACACUUUCAGUAACCUUUUCAAUUCACUUGACUUAACUAAUCAGUCGUUAUGGUCUGGUUUCGGCAAGAGUUCGCAAUGUGAACAAGAAUUCCCAUCUUCGCUUACUAAUAAAGUGUCAGCGUUUCAACGGGUGUUAGUUGUACAGGCGUUGAGACCAGAUCGUUUACAAAGUGCAAUGAACUCGUUCGCGUCCAAAGCGUUGGGUUUGAAGGCUUUAGCUGCGUCUUCGGUGAAUUUAAAACGACUAGUAAAAGAAACGACAGCUAAGGAACCAAUUUUAAUCCUCAUUUCACCUGGUUCUGAUCCUUCACAGGAAUUGCAAGAAUUGGCUGAUCAAACAGUUGGCCAUGAUAGGUACCACCAGGUUGCAAUGGGUCAAGGUCAAGCCGAAAUAGCAAUGAAGUUACUUUCUGACUGCUCUAAAAAUGGAGACUGGUUGUGUUUGAAGAAUCUUCAUUUAGUAACAGCAUGGUUGCCUAAACUGGAAAAAGUUUUAAAUAGUCUUCAACCAAAUGAAGGAUUUCGGUUAUGGCUCACUACAGAAACACAUCCGAAGUUUCCUACUAUAUUGUUGCAGUCAAGUUUGAAGGUGACAUUUGAAGCCCCACCUGGUAUAAAAAAGAAUAUGCUGCGCUCUUACGAAAGUUGGAGUCCAAACUUUGUCCAGCAAAACUCAAGUUCACGAGCACAGACCCUGUUUGCGUUGGCUUGGUUUCACGCCCUUGUUGAAGAACGAAGAAAUUACAUUCCACAGGGUUGGACAAAGUUUUACGAAUUUUCGAUGGCAGAUUUACGUGCUGGUGCAGAUAUUAUCGACCGACUUUACAAAGCCGCGGGUUCCAAAUCCAUCAAGUGGGACUUUUUACACGGACUUUUUGAGAAUGCGAUUUAUGGUGGUCGCGUUGAUAAUAAUUUUGACGUGAGAGUACUAUCAGCAUAUCUUCAGCAAUAUUUUUCGGAUUCUUUGUUGAGCGGUGCAAGAAGCAAAAGUAAAUUGUUUCCAGAUAACAUCGCCAUACCUGCAUCGUCUAACUACAAGGAAUUCACUGAUGUUGUUGUAAAUCUACCUGACGAAGACAAGCCAUCUUUUUUCGGUUUACCUUCUAAUAUUGAACGCUCCGCCCAACGUAUUGUUAGUGGCCAAGUUAUUUCUCAAUUGAAGAUACUGAUGAGAUCAGAUAUAUCUGCUCAUAAAUUUGAUAAAGAAAAAUGGGGAAGUGAACUUGCUCCGAUAUUGAAUUUAUGGAAGAAACUAAACCAGGGCUCUCAAACGUUACAACAGAAGGUACACGCGCCGGUGGAUAACGAAAAUACACAACCAGUAGAAUCAUUCGUACGUUUGGAACAUUACAAUGCUGUUUUGCUUGUUCAGCAUGUUCAUGCGACUCUUUCUUCGCUUGCAAAAGUCAUUAAAGGGACACAACUGGUAACUCCAACAGUUCAGAAAAUGGCAGUUUCAUUGAUGCAUCAUGAAACUCCUCAAUGUUGGAGUAAAAUGUGGGAAGCUGGUCCUGAAGAUCCUGUGCUGUGGUUGAAAGGUGCCAUGCAGAAAACGUUGGCGUUGGCCUCUUGGCUAGAAAAAACUAAUUCCAAAACCUUGCUGUCAGACAAGCUUGAUCUAGCAGAAUUAUUUCACCCAGACACCUUUCUCAACGCCUUGAGACAACAAACGGCUAGGACAACUUCGACACCAAUGGAUCAACUAAAAAUUGUGUCUACUUGGAAGGCUACCUCUUUGUCGAAGAACGCGGUGAAGAUUGGUGGAUUGCAAUUAGAAGGAUGUACAUUCGACGGUAACAACCUAGCUGAAAACGAACGCAAUUCUCCAAGUGUUUCUUCUGUCCCACCAUGCACUGUAGCCUGGAUACCGAAGAAUCAAGCUGAUCCACACAGUCCUGAUGAGUGUAUCGUCCUGCCAGUCUACUGCACAAUCACUCGUGAGAAGAUUGUUGCUCAACUUAGCGUUCCUUGUGGUGGUGAUCAACAAAAGUGGAUAAAGUCAGGCGCAGCAUUAUUUCUGAAGAAUGAAUGAUUUUGUGUUGAUAUUCUUGAGAGCACUGCAUUUGUAUUUACAUGCACAAGAUUGGGAUUAAAAGUAAAAAAAUUAUAAAUUAA